CACCCAUUCAACAACUCGGUUCUGCUAUAUCACAAUCCAACAUAGUGUAUCUUAUUGAAUCACCAAAAUGUCCACAAACACCACCCUCCAAAACGCAAAGGAAGUCGACUCCUACGCCGUAUCUCAUCUAGUUCCAACCGAUCAAGCCCUUACCGACACUAUCUCCCACUGCGCCAAAAAUGGUAUACCACCGAUUGCCGUUUCCCCAGCUCAGGGAAAAUUCCUUUCGCUUUUGACUAAGAUGUCAGGCGCCCACAACGUGCUGGAAAUCGGCACUUUAGGCGGCUACUCCAGCAUCUGGUUCGCCCGGGCCCUGAAUGCCAAUGGCAAUAAGGGGAAGGUGACUAGCGUCGAGAUCCUCGAAGAUAGACGAGAGCUUGCUAUGCAAAAUCUGCGCAAUGCUGGGGUAAAAGUUCCGGAAGAGGCCGAGGUGUUGCUAGGACCCGGUUUGGAGGUAUUGCCUCGGUUGCAGGACGAAAUCCAGCAGGGGAAGCGACAGAAGUUCGAUUUUGUGUUUAUUGAUGCGGACUGGGAUAAUCAGUGGCAUUACUUCGAUUAUGGUGUCAAAUUAUCCAACGGCCCUGGAGCUGUCAUAUUGAUUGACAAUGCCGUUCAAGUCAUGCUGGAAGAUGGAAUCGUGGGACCAGAGAAACGUAAGGAAGGAGCAAUAUCCGUGGUAGAAAAGGUUGGACAGGAUAGGCGAGUAGAAGCAGCGCUUAUACAGACGUUGGGUACAAAGAGCCACGAUGGAUUUUUGAUGGCUCUAGUGGUGUGAUAUUUGCUUUCUGGUUUGUUGACCAUGAGUUUUCGAGGUGUUAUUAUA
This is a messenger RNA of Aspergillus caelatus, 823 nucleotides long. Its product is annotated as O-methyltransferase. The transcript has a single exon. The record is from RefSeq and is a predicted model, not a curated record. The coding region runs from base 68 to 775 and encodes 235 amino acids. NCBI's taxonomy places the organism in Eukaryota, Fungi, Ascomycota, Eurotiomycetes, Eurotiales, Aspergillaceae. Gene Ontology annotation, molecular function: O-methyltransferase activity; S-adenosylmethionine-dependent methyltransferase activity.